Messenger RNA from Nycticebus coucang (slow loris), 3889 nucleotides. RefSeq names its product solute carrier family 1 member 3 (gene SLC1A3). Gene Ontology annotation, cellular component: plasma membrane. The coding region runs from base 236 to 1864 and encodes 542 amino acids. The record is from RefSeq and is a predicted model, not a curated record. Gene Ontology annotation, biological process: D-aspartate import across plasma membrane; L-aspartate import across plasma membrane; L-glutamate import across plasma membrane. Gene Ontology annotation, molecular function: neutral L-amino acid transmembrane transporter activity; glutamate:sodium symporter activity; L-glutamate transmembrane transporter activity. The transcript has 10 exons. Lineage: Eukaryota; Metazoa; Chordata; Mammalia; Primates; Lorisidae.
AGUAACUUGCAGUCUGCGAGCACAUGCACUCGGUCGGGGCGAGCCUGCCCCGCGCGCUGCCUUUGGUUACUCCGUUGUACCUGCCGGGGGAGUUCACCUUGUCUUUGCUUGGUAUCUUCCACCCGUUACAAAAUCAGAAAAGUAUUCUCCAACACCAAAGAGGAGGUUUGACUUUCUGGGGGGUGAUUCUGAGACCCUAAAGUACAAAGAAGAGACACACCUAGAAGAGAAAAAUAUGACUAAAAGCAACGGAGAAGAGCCCAAAAUGGGGGGCAGGAUGGAGAGAUUCCAGCAAGGAGUCCGAAAACGCACCCUGUUGGCCAAGAAGAAAGUACAGAACAUCACAAAGGAGGAUGUUAAAAAUUACCUGUUUCGGAAUGCUUUUGUGCUGCUCACUGUCACAGCUGUCAUUGUGGGUACAAUCCUUGGAUUUACCCUCCGACCAUACAAAAUGAGCUACCGGGAGAUCAAGUACUUCGCCUUCCCUGGAGAACUUCUGAUGAGGAUGUUACAGAUGUUGGUCUUACCCCUUAUCAUCUCCAGUCUUGUCACAGGAAUGGCGGCCCUAGAUAGUAAGGCAUCAGGGAAGAUGGGAAUGCGAGCUGUAGUCUAUUACAUGACUACCACCAUCAUUGCCGUGGUGAUUGGCAUAAUCAUUGUCAUCAUCAUCCAUCCUGGGAAGGGCACAAAGGAAAACAUGCACAGAGAAGGCAAAAUUAUACAAGUGACAGCUGCAGAUGCCUUCCUGGACUUGAUCAGGAACAUGUUUCCUCCAAAUCUGGUAGAAGCCUGCUUUAAACAGUUUAAAACAAACUAUGAGAAGCGAAGCUUUAAAGUACCCAUCGAGUCCAAUGAAACUCUCGUGGGGGCUGUGAUAAACAAUGUGUCGGAAGCCAUGGAGACUCUUACGCAGAUCACGGAGGUGAUGGUCCCAGUUCCGGGAUCUGUGAAUGGAAUCAAUGCCCUGGGAUUAGUCGUCUUCUCCAUGUGCUUCGGCUUUGUGAUUGGAAAUAUGAAGGAACAGGGCCAGGCCCUGCGGGACUUCUUUGAUUGUCUUAACGAAGCCAUCAUGAGACUGGUAGCAGUGAUAAUGUGGUACGCCCCUGUGGGCAUUCUCUUCCUGAUCGCUGGAAAAAUAGUCGAGAUGGAAGACAUGGGUGUGAUUGGGGGGCAGCUUGCCAUGUACACUGUGACCGUCAUCGUCGGCUUGCUCAUUCACGCAGUCAUUGUGUUGCCCCUCCUCUACUUCUUGGUAACACGGAAAAACCCUUGGGUUUUCAUUGGAGGGUUGCUGCAAGCUCUCAUCACAGCUCUGGGGACCUCCUCAAGCUCUGCCACUCUGCCCAUCACCUUCAAGUGCCUGGAAGAGAACAAUGGCGUGGACAAGCGCAUCACCAGAUUCGUGCUCCCUGUGGGGGCCACCAUUAACAUGGACGGGACCGCCCUCUAUGAGGCUUUGGCUGCCAUUUUCAUCGCUCAAGUUAACAACUUUGAACUGAACUUCGGACAGAUUAUUACGAUCAGUAUCACAGCCACAGCUGCCAGUAUUGGGGCAGCUGGAAUUCCUCAGGCAGGCCUUGUCACCAUGGUCAUCGUGCUGACCUCUGUGGGACUGCCCACUGACGACAUCACACUCAUCAUCGCAGUGGACUGGUUCCUGGACCGCCUUCGAACCACCACCAACGUGCUGGGAGACUCCCUGGGAGCUGGGAUUGUUGAGCACUUGUCACGACAUGAACUAAGGAACCAAGAUGUUGAAAUGGGUAACUCAGUGAUUGAAGAAAAUGAAAUGAAGAAGCCAUAUCAGCUGAUUGCCCAGGACAAUGAACCUGAGAAACCCAACGACAGUGAAACCAAGAUGUAGACUGACAUAAAGAAAAGCUAUCUUGAGCACCAGGUGUUUGGAAACUAUUAUAAAAUGUCUUCAUCUCGUUACAGCUCAUUCUCUCCAGUAAGCCCUUCAUCUCCCUUUUCCUCCUUACUCUGAUAGGAUUGGGAAGUAUUCAUCCAGAAACAAGGGAGCAUUUUGCAGUGGCCAGAAUGUGUAAUUUGAAAUUUUUAAAUCAUUUCAUGUUAGUCUUACCCAUGAUAUUCAGAGAUCAGAAAUAAUCAUGAUCAGAUCUUAAUAACUGUGUGGCACAUAAUCCUGUAAAUGUGAUCUUAAAAGUUAAAGAAGUAAGUGAACAGUAAGCUAAAAGCAUUUUUAAAUCAACUUUGACAUUUAAACAUCCUUCAGAACAAAAUUGAGUUUUAGUCUCAAAGAGUAACAAGUUGAACUGCAAUCGGUUUUCAGUUAAGAGUGUUUCCCCUCUCUCUUCCCACUGGUGCACCUAUUGUAUUAGUAGCGAGGUGAACAUGCACACCUAGCACAGCAGUGAGGAGGGGCAGAAAGCCAAGUUGUCACAUGGCUUUGAGUAAGUCACAUGUCAUCACUGGGCCUCGUCCUCAUCUAUAAAAUGAGUGACUUCCCUAGAUGCCUCUGUGGUCUCUUCUAGCCCAGACAUCCUAUGACAUGAAAGAGCCUGUCCUCUAGUUCCACUUGGAGCAAGUAACAAGCACCAUUCCGUGGAGCACCAGGCUUUCAGAAAGGACAUGGAACAGGAGUGAACAUUUCUAACUAGGGACAGGAUGGCUGUGUGGUUCAGCAGGUCCUGUGUCCAAAAUGCCAGUUCUGUAUGCAAAUUGCCAGGCAGAAAGCUAUUCCAGGAGUUGGAUUAUUCAUAAAAAUCUUUCACAGUUCAUCCCAGCAGAGAAAGUAUUCCCUUCUUUCCCACUCUUCCCAAACUGAAGGGACUGUUGCAGGAAGGAUGUCUUUCUCACCACUCCUCAACUGAUGGUAGACUUUUUUGGAAAUAGAAGACUAGCAGCUAGCAAGGAUGCUCAUGGUCGUAUUAUGGAACACUAAGGAGCUAGAAAAGAAUGGAGUAAAGUUGACCUUAUAAAAAAUAGAUUUUAAAACAUCAAGAGUAUGGGUCUUCUUUAAGGAAGAAUGAAAAAGGAGAGGUUCAUUUUUGCUUUUAAUUUUUAUCUGAAACACGUUUUCUCUUCAGUUCAAAAUCAUUCAAGAUCAUUUAUAUAUUUUAAAGAAGAAUGAGCUCUUCUCUGAUUGAUAGGGGUCUAUGAGUUAGGUGGGUGGUCUUGCAUUUGAAAACGUUUUUUACUUUAAUCAAAAUUUCUCAGAAUGAGAAAAACAAAAUAUUUCCUUGUGUUGGAAUCCCACUUAUGAAAUCAUUCAAAAUUUUCAACUGGAGUGGGUUUGCUUUUGUUUUGUUAGUAUCCCUAAGAGAAAUGGUAGACUAUGAAACAGUAUGAAGACAAUGUCAGUGAGAUUGCAAGAAAAAACAGCAGGGGCAUUAGUUUCAGGCAAGGGAGCUCCCAGGUUUAAAGGAGAUUAAUUUUUACCCCCUAAGGAAUAUCCAGGCAGAGAUGCUGAAUGGGAGCUUUCAAACAAUACCAGCUGUGUUUGAGUUUCUGACUAAAAAUGGUAAAGAAUGGACUUAAUUAUGCUAACAGACUGAAAAUCUAGACAUAUUUGAUAUAUAUUAGAGGUAUUUUUAUAUAGAUCCUGAGCAUUAUGUAUGUAUAAAAGUUAACAUUAGGCAAUGGUGGAGUAACCAUUUGAUGUCAAGCUCUAUUUGGGAAAUACACUACAAAAGAUAACGUACAUGGCUGUCAUCUCAUGACACUAGUAGAGCAAAAUUAAUCCUGUCUAAUUCUGUUACACAAGGUGAUUUUUUUAUACUAACCAUUCCUUAUGGAAAGCAGGUCCUUUAUGGCAAUCCUCUUGCCAGCCCGUCACAGGCUCUGCAUACACGUACAUCCAGUGUUGACUGGGAAGCAUUCCUUUGUAGAUGUAUUUUCAAUAAAGAAAAAAAUAGUUUUACAUUAA